Molecule: messenger RNA, 909 nt
Organism: Schistosoma haematobium
Lineage: Eukaryota; Metazoa; Platyhelminthes; Trematoda; Strigeidida; Schistosomatidae
Product: Receptor tyrosine-protein kinase erbB-2
Exons: 4
Coding region: 85-909 (274 amino acids)
Source: RefSeq, a predicted model, not a curated record
AUCGUUUUUUUUAAAUAAGAAAAAUAAAAAAAUAACAUUACAUAAUCCUGACAAUAGAAGGAGAAUCAUGCCGUAUACUAUUCAAUGAUUAAUUUGCAAAUGUCUAUUCACCAUAAAUUACAUCAUAGUUUUUAUUUGUUUAUUAUAAUCUCUAAUGUAAUUUUAUGUGACUUGGAAUAUAAAGUAAAAAAUCAUUCUAAAAAUGAUAAACAUAUAAAUAUACAAAAAACAUUCAAUGAAGUAUUGAAUAAAUGGAUAGAAACUUAUCAAAUAGAUCAAUCCAAAUAUUCAAUAAAUAAACAAUCUAUAGAUAUUACAAUGAAAAGUAAACCAAUUCAAUUCAAUCAAUUCAAGGAACUUAAUCCUAAUGAUGAUCGUGGUGGUGGUGGUGGUGGUGGCGGUGAUGAUGAUGAUGAUUUGAUUCAUGGAAAUCAUCUUCAUGAGAUUAAUUAUUUUAAAGAUAAUCCAAAAUAUGAAAAUAAAACAGUAUGUAAAAGUAAAUAUACUUGGAGAGAUAUUUCGUUGCCAUGGAAAAUUUUAAUGAAAAAUUUCAAUCCAAAUUGUACUCAUAUUUUGGGUAAUUUAAUUGUAUCCGGGGUAGAUGAAGAUGAUGAUGUAACGUUGUUAGAUAAUAUAGAAGAAAUAUCUGGUUAUUUAAUUAUAUAUGGAGUUGGUCGUAAAGAAUUACGUUUAUCCCGGUUAAAAUUAAUUAAAGGUCAUGAAUGGAUAUUAUUUAAAUCAAGAAAAGUUGCAUUACUUGUUAUCAGUAAUUAUAAACAAAUUAAUGAACAUCAUGAUAAUUAUUCAAAUGAUUCAAUACCAUCUUCGAAUGUAUCAUCACAAUGGAUUAGAUCUGUGAAUGAUAAUGGGAAACAGAGCUGUUGUACAAUAUGGUAUCUAUUUUUAUGA